CUUUGUCUCAGCCUUCUUGUCUCUCUGGUUCCCAGCCAACAAAGAAAGACCACGGCGAGUCGGCGACGGUACACGGAACCAAUCGCAUGGGCCUCCUCGACCAGCUCUCGGACUACACGGUCGCCGGCCCGCGGCCGGACCACGGUCUCGGCAGGCUCCGAAAGUACUCCUUUUCGCCCUCCUCGUCAGCCGCGCCGACCACGGACGUCCAGCCGACGGUGACCCGCAGCAUCAGCAUCUCCCGGCCGCCGUCUCUCUCACCCCCGUCCGGCGAGUCGACUUCCUUGCCGUCCUCCCCGGCCAGUGCGCCGGACUCUCCGUUCGCAGCAGGUAGCAGUAGCACGCCGAGGGUGGACGGCUGGAGGGCGUUCCGCCGGAAAUCCAAGAUGGCCAACGUCGACGUCGUCCGGGAGGAGGCGACCGUCGGGCCCAGGAGCUCUACUGUGUACGACUGGGUGGUGAUUAGUUCAUUGGACCGAUGAAUCAGCAGGACCGAGGUACGAAAUAAUCGACGGAUGCCGACGAAGCAGAGGAGCUAGAUGGUGUGUUUGCGGCCGCGAGUUCGUCGUGUCAUAUGCAUUCCGGCUAUUGUGUAAUCGUUGUGUUAACUAGGUGCACUGUGUUUUCUUCUUUUAGGUAGUUGUGCGCCCCUUCGGGCUGCGAAAGUACGUGGUGCCUGUAGCAGUAGUAGGCUCCGAUCGAGAUGCGGUGCCUCCACAAGGACGCCUUUUUGUGUGUGGAGGAGAUGAGCGCUGAAAUGGUCAUGCAAUGCAAGUGUUCGAUCCUACUUCGGUUUCACACAGUGGUGUUGUAAUUGAGAACUGUGCAGUAAAAUGCAAAUAAAACAAGGCCAGACCU
This is a messenger RNA of Triticum urartu, 858 nucleotides long. The record is from RefSeq and is a predicted model, not a curated record. Lineage: Eukaryota; Viridiplantae; Streptophyta; Magnoliopsida; Poales; Poaceae.